UGGGGUUGCAACUACAACUCUAUUGCAUUCGAUAUCUCGAACUUUGAUCUCGAAGGAUCGUUUGACAAUGUCGAUGGGCGCGGCGGUCACGUCACCUGACUUGGUCUGCGGGCGCUGUCUUCUUUCAGCGGAGUUCGCGUGGCAGUGUGUAGGGAUAUGGAGGUAGUUGGAGGAUUCUGGGCCGCCGACACGGGCAGUGCCGACGAUGAUGACAAUGUUGUAGUCGAGUUGAGGAUGACGCCGAGGGCAUGGAUCAUGCAAUCACCGACGUCGACGGCACCACGCCGAGCAAGACGCGAUCCUCGAUGUACGUGGAGACCAGGAAGGUGUUCGAGGAGCGCUAAGCUAGCGUGCAUGUGGGCCGUCAGUCCCUUCUUGGCAACGUGGUCGCAGUCGUGCACAUCACUUGAACGUUUGCGCUUGGCGGGCUUGGAACACACGAUUGAGAACGACGGCGGCGACGACUGCGCUGGUGGACUGGACCGUGCUCUCACCGACGACAUCCCGCUAGCCAAGACUUCGAUAAUGGAAGGCUCCCUCCCGAGGAGGCAGAGGGCGUCCGUUGGGUAGGGUGUGCCGGGCCCGAUCG
Messenger RNA from Aphanomyces invadans, 589 nucleotides. RefSeq lists its product as hypothetical. Bases 157 to 570 code for a protein of 137 amino acids. NCBI's taxonomy places the organism in Eukaryota, Oomycota, Saprolegniomycetes, Saprolegniales, Verrucalvaceae. The record is from RefSeq and is a predicted model, not a curated record. The transcript has a single exon.